AUGAAAGAGGCACAGAUUAAUGAGCAGUGGCCGCAUUAUGAAGGGUCCGUGCGAGGGCUCCUUUACGCGACGAGCGCCCGGAAUCCCAUUGUGGUAUCCGUGCCGUUCAGGGAUGGAAUCAAAAAGGUCGGUAAUAUCUUGAACUUGCAGGUGAUGCACUGGGUGAAUCAGCUGGGACCGGACCUCUUCAACUCAUCUACUGGACAAUUUCGUGAAACUUAUAAUCUGAUUGCGGAAAUACUGGCGGGGGCACCUGCGGUCGGAUACACAUUCUUCCGGGAGCAUCCUGCUGUGUUCGCUGCGCCCAACAGGUUAAUUCGGGGAAUAGCAGGCAUUACGGCAAACCAGACGACGUUACUGGCAACGUCUUGGUGA
This is a messenger RNA of Suillus plorans, 375 nucleotides long. RefSeq lists its product as uncharacterized. The coding region runs from base 1 to 375 and encodes 124 amino acids. The record is from RefSeq and is a predicted model, not a curated record. Lineage: Eukaryota; Fungi; Basidiomycota; Agaricomycetes; Boletales; Suillaceae. The transcript is spliced from 2 exons.